Melampsora larici-populina 98AG31 is the source of this 525-nucleotide messenger RNA. RefSeq lists its product as uncharacterized. The record is from RefSeq and is a predicted model, not a curated record. The transcript is spliced from 5 exons. Lineage: Eukaryota; Fungi; Basidiomycota; Pucciniomycetes; Pucciniales; Melampsoraceae. Bases 1 to 525 code for a protein of 174 amino acids.
AUGAAAUGGUUCAUCUUUCUUGGAUUGGUGUUACAAGUCUUAUUUGUAAUGGGUUAUCCUGAAUCCAAUCUUCGCUUAGAAGGACGUGACUCGAGUGGUCUGGAAUCGAUACACCCAAAGGAACUUUCCAAGCGCUCGACAGCGCCAAGCAACCCGGUAGUCUGUCCUGGUCAAGAGGGGAAGCCAUUCGUUUACGAUCUAAAAGUUUUUGGAAAAAUGGUCACUGCUCUGAUCUCGCGCCCAGCCUCAUGUGUUUACUUCUCAAACCUGGGUAUGUACGUCGAAACAUUGGAGGGAGAACCGGCCAUGUUUCAUGACUCCUCACCCUCAAUGGUUAGAAAUUACUAUGGCGCUUUGAUCAGCGACAAUUGUCAGGUUACCAGGCCUGUUAAGCUUAAAAGCAACCCUCCACCGAGCACGGAUGACCAUUUGGUCAUCAUGAUAAUCUUUUAUGAUACUUAUUCGGAUUCCAAGCAAGUUAUGACGUGCGACAAAGCGACGGAGGAUGACAUGCGUUCCGUGUGA